Molecule: messenger RNA, 1629 nt
Organism: Aspergillus homomorphus CBS 101889
Lineage: Eukaryota; Fungi; Ascomycota; Eurotiomycetes; Eurotiales; Aspergillaceae
Product: putative zinc metallopeptidase
Exons: 2
Coding region: 134-1576 (480 amino acids)
Molecular function (GO): hydrolase activity
Source: RefSeq, a predicted model, not a curated record
GUAGGUAUGAGUAUGCUCUAUCCUCAUUCCAGCCAAGAACCCGAUAGCCGAGCUCUACACUGGGCAAUUAGCCGAGUUGCUGGAAGGGGCAGGACUCGCGGUCAGCUCCGCCGAUCGCCGUAGCUUAUCGGGCAUGAUAUUGUUGGAAUCGGAGACUUAUCGAACCCUCCCCGCUCUUAGCUACUCGGCAAUCGGCCUAAUCGCUGGUUCGCAUGGACUGCCGACCUUCAAUGCUGUCGUGUUGGCAACUUCAUCCUUGUUUUCCCUGCAUAUAAACACCAUUGGUUUCCCCACAGCCAUCAUGCAGAUUUUAGCCCCCUCCGACACCAUGAAGGACAUCAUUGAGAAAUACCGUCCGGAUCUGAAACCCUUUGAGGAGACCUACCGCCACCUCCACCAGUCCCCCGAACUGUCCGGCCAGGAAAAAGAGACUGCCGCCAUCGCCGCCGACCACCUCCAGAGCCUCGGCUUUGAGGUCCACACUCACAUCGGCGGCCAUGGAGUAGCCGGGGUGCUCCGCAACGGCGAGGGGCCCACGGUGCUUCUGCGCGCCGACAUGGACGCCCUUCCCGUGCAGGAGAAGACCGGGCUGCCCUACGCCAGCACGAAAACCACCAAGAACGCAGACGGGGUCACGAUGCCGGUGAUGCACGCCUGCGGCCACGACACACACGUUGCCAGCCUGAUGGCCAGCGCGCUGCUGCUGCACUCCGCCCGCGCGCACUGGGCCGGCACGCUGAUCUGCAUCUUCCAGCCAGCGGAGGAGCAGCUGGACGGAGCGCGCGCGAUGCUCGAGGACGGACUGUACGACAAGAUCCCCAAGCCGGACGUGGUGCUGGCGCAGCACGUCAUGCGCAUGAAGACAGGGACGGUCAGCGUGCGGGCGGGCCGCUUCCUGACGGCGGCCGAUGCCUUCGACGUGCGCAUCUUCGGCCGCGGCGGCCACGGCUCCGCGCCGCACACCUGCAUCGACCCCAUCGUCGCCGGCGCCGCCGUCGUCACCAAGCUGCAGAGCAUCGUCAGCCGCGAGGUCACCCCCGGCGAGAUGGCCGUCGUCACCUGCGGCAGCUUCCAGGCCGGCCACGCCCACAAUAUUAUCCCGGACUACUGCGAUCUAAAGCUCAACGUGCGCACCUACGACGCCGCUACCCGCAAGCGCAUCGUCGCCUCCAUCCACCGCAUCGUUGAGGCCGAGUGUGAGGCUGCCGGCUGCGUUGAGAAGCCCGUGGUCAAGCGCACCUACUCCACCCCUGCGACGAUCAAUGACGGGAAGCUGGUCAAGGCCCUCAAGGGCACCUUCGCGGACUACUUUGCCGACGGGCUCGUCGAGUCCGAGCCUGCCGCCGCCAGUGAGGACUUCUCGCUGCUGGCUACCGCCGUCGGCGCGCCCUAUGUGAUGUGGACGUUUGGCGGCGUGGAUCCCGACACGUGGGAUGAUGCUGUGGCUAGGGAUGUCGUGCGCGAGCUGCCCAAUAACCACUCCCCGUUCUUCGCGCCGGUGAUCCAGCCCACGCUGCGCACGGCCGUUGAUGCCAUGGCUGUGGGCGCGAUGACCUUCUUGAACAAGAAGGAAUGAGAUUAGCAUUCUCUGUGCGGGGGUGAUUGACCCCACCCCCACAAUAUCAUUAU